This is a messenger RNA of Penicillium verhagenii, 1128 nucleotides long. Its product is annotated as branched-chain amino acid aminotransferase. Gene Ontology annotation, molecular function: branched-chain-amino-acid:2-oxoglutarate transaminase activity. NCBI's taxonomy places the organism in Eukaryota, Fungi, Ascomycota, Eurotiomycetes, Eurotiales, Aspergillaceae. The transcript is spliced from 2 exons. The coding region runs from base 1 to 1128 and encodes 375 amino acids. The record is from RefSeq and is a predicted model, not a curated record. Gene Ontology annotation, biological process: branched-chain amino acid metabolic process.
AUGUUUCCCCCACCACCUGCAGCCCUCGAUUGGAAGGAUAUUGGCUUCAAAGUCCGCGACGUGCACGGCCAUGUUGAAUGCCACUUCUCUCAGUCGGAAGGCGGCAAGUGGUCCGCCCCACGAUUCGUCGCCUCGCCUUUCUUGACGAUCCACGGAAUGGCACCGGGCCUGAACUACGGACAACAAGUGUACGAGGGACUGAAGGCAUUCCGGCAUGAGGGGGACAGCAAGAUCACGAUCUUUCGACCGGAGCGCAAUGCAAAGCGAAUGCAACAUUCCGCAGAGGUGGUCUCGAUUCCGCCCGUCCCCGAGAAGCUGUUCAUCGAGGCCGUCCAUUUAGCCGUAGCGGCCAAUGCCGAGUUUGUUCCGCCUCAUGAGACUGAUGCGGCCAUGUACAUCCGGCCUUUGCUGUUCGGGUCUUCUGCGCAACUGGGCUUGAGCCCGCCAGAUGGAUAUACCCUGGCGGUGUUUGUCAUGCCGACUGGCGUCUACCAUGGCGCUAGUGCCGUCGAUGCCCUCAUCUUGGAGGACUUCGAUCGAUCCGCCCCCCAUGGGACAGGUGAUGCCAAGGUUGGGGGUAACUAUGCCCCUGUUCUACGUCACAGUGAUCGCGCGCGCAAUGAAGGGUUCGGCAUCACACUCCACCUUGAUAGCGCGACAAGAAGCGAGAUUGAUGAGUUUUCCACAUCGGCUUUCAUCGGGGUUAAGGGCAGUGGCACGAAUGUUACGAUUGUGCAUCCCGAUAGUCCUAAUGCUAUUGACUCCGUCACAGCCGCAUCCGUGGGCGAAAUUGCCCGGAAGCUGGGCUUCCGCGUCGAGAAGCGACGUGUUACCUACGAUGAACUUGCUGAGUUUGACGAAAUUGUUGCAGCGGGCACAGCGGCCGCCCUGGUGCCGGUACGAAGCAUCACAAUGCGGUCCAAAGGGGCCAAAUUUGAAUACCGAUCUGGAGAAAAUAAUGAGGGCGGUGAGGUCUGUGUCAAACUACUACAGAAUCUACGCGGUAUCCAGUCGGGUAAGAAGGAAGAUGUGUUUGGUUGGAAUUUUGAAGUGCAAGCUCCUCCCAAGGGGUGGAUGGAAGACGGCAGCCACGAAAAGACGGAGUUGAGUGGAGCGAAUGUGCCUUGA